UCCUCUCAUUUUGGAUGGCAAAGGCAAUGAGAGAAGUGUAAGACAGCACAGGUGACUACUCAGUGAGUGAAGAGAAAGGCGGGUCCAAGCUUCAUAGGGAAGAACCGAGGAGGACACCCGUCAGGCUCCUCAGGUCGGAAGCUUUUUAGGCUUUUUCUUUCGAGAAAGGAAAUUAUCUGCUCAUUGCGUCGUUCCCCUCGAGAUGAGUGGAAAGAGUUCACCCUCAAUCCCUUGAGCAACCCCGUCGUAUGUAGGCAGUAGUUUAGGACCUGGGUCGUAGGUCGGACGCCCGUGAUUGUCGUCUAGAAUGAAUUAACAAAGUACCGCAGUCAAAGGGACAAGAUCAAACAAUAUGAGCACCGAUAGUUGCUUUUUCUGUUGGACCACAGACGAUCUAACACCUUGCGAAUUGUGCUCGACAGUGUCCUCUUGUUCCACACAUUUCGAGUUGCAUCGAUCCAAGGGGUCGAAAACGUGUCUUCCCUUUCGCGUUCAAACCUCGGCAAUCGUGGGUCGAUUUUUGAUCGCGUCACGGGAUAUCAAGGAAGGCGAUCUCGUUAUCUUCGACGAGGCACUUGUUCUAGCUCCAGAGGAUGGAUCCGUGUGUUAUGUAUGUUUGACCAAUCUUCAGGAUAAAGAAACGCCGACGGUCUGCUCCGAAUGCUCGGUCCCACUUUGUGGGGAAUCGUGUCAAACUGGGGCGAAUCAUGUGGAUGAAUGUGUAUACUUGAGCCGGUUAUCCCUAACUCCGGAUCAGGCCAAGCGGCAAUUCUUGUGCUCUUGUAUCGGAGUUCUUCGAAUAUUGUUGGCCAAGAAAAAGUCGUUGGUUGCAUCAGAAAUAGUUGCCAAUUUGAUGGGACACGAAGAGACAAGAAGAGAAGAUCGCUUGCAAGCCGAGUUGCUGAGAGGCAUUGAAUGUCUCAUCAGAGACAAGUGCGGCUUGGAUUGGGUGACUUCAGACGAAUUGGCCCAUGCCUACGGGGUUCUGCAAACCAACGCCAUUGGGUAUAGAGAUGCCAAUGCUUACGCAUUUUACCCAACGAUUUCAUUGAUGUCCCAUUCUUGCUAUCCCAACCUUGAUCGACUCACUCAAUUUGGAGACAAGUUUGGCUUUCGGGCGCAGAGACACAUUUUAAGUGGAGAAGAGUUGACCAUUCGUUAUACUCGAACUUUGGAACACCGACUGGCUUUGAGGAGCACUCUGAAGACCAAGUGGCACUUUGAUUGCUCCUGUCAAAGAUGCCAAGAUCCCACAGAUCUGGGAAGUUACAUCUCAAGUCCAUUGUGCAAAACUUGCCACAAGCCCCUAGUCCCGAAAGUGCCACUCGAUCUUCACUCCUCAUGGAAUUGUUUGGAGCAGGAUUGUCCAGAUGUGUCCGAAGAAUACAUAAUCAAAUUGGACAAGAUUGCCCGGGAUAUCAUAGCCCAAGUGGACACUAGGGACUCGAAACAAUUGAAACUGGCACUAGCCACUUUGAACAAGGCCUUCCACCACAACUAUCACCAAACAGUGAAGCUAAAAUUUGAUUUCAUCAUGAAUGGAUCGCGUAGUCAAUCUUUAGAGGACUUGCAGUUAGUCGAUGAACUCAGUCAUGAUGUUAUCAGUGUGCUUGAUCAUGUUGAUAAAGGCAACACUCGUCUUUUACAAAACAUAAAGUGCAACAUGGCCAGAACCAAGGUAAAACUGUUAUCGGAAUUAAGAGCACAGGGCAAAAUAACCCAAAAAGAGUGUUUAGUCCAAACCAAAUUGGCCAUAGCCCUCAGUAAAUGAGACUUCAUCCUUGUUGUAUUCUAGAUCCAGAUGCAUUAACACGAGUAAAUUUCAGUUCAUUCAAAACA
Molecule: messenger RNA, 1839 nt
Organism: Tigriopus californicus
Lineage: Eukaryota; Metazoa; Arthropoda; Copepoda; Harpacticoida; Harpacticidae
Product: SET domain-containing protein SmydA-8-like
Exons: 2
Coding region: 353-1771 (472 amino acids)
Molecular function (GO): protein binding
Source: RefSeq, a predicted model, not a curated record